Messenger RNA from Carica papaya (papaya), 990 nucleotides. Lineage: Eukaryota; Viridiplantae; Streptophyta; Magnoliopsida; Brassicales; Caricaceae. The record is from RefSeq and is a predicted model, not a curated record.
AUGAAGUUACGUGCUUUAGAGAACAAUCAUACCUGGACUGUCGUUUCUCUUCCACCAGGCAAGAAAUCAAUUGACUGUAAAUGGGUGUACAAGAUCAAAUAUAAGGCCGAUGGAUCCAUUGAACGGCACAUGGCAUGCCCUGUUGCCAAAGAUGUGAAUCAAUCAUUGGUUCAGUUCUUUGAAAAGCUGUCUGCUGGCAACGUUCAAGAUGGAUGGGGUUGGAACAUGAAUUCAGACCCUUGCGCUGACAAAUGGAUUGGAAUUAAAUGUGAUUCGAAGUCGAGAUUCGUUAGGAAAAUAGUUCUUGAAGAGAUGAAUCUUUCAGGAAUUCUUGAUGCUGAUUCUCUCUGCAGAACAACUUCUCUUGUUCACUUGAGCCUUAAAGGCAACAAUAUUACUUCGUCAGUGCCUAAAGAGUUGGGAAACUGCAAAGGUCUAACUCACUUGUAUUUAAACAGGAAUCACUUCUCAGGUAGUCUUCCUGACUCUCUAUCUCUGUUAAGUAAUUUGAAGAGGCUUGAAAUAGCAGACAACAAAUUUUCUGGUGAGCUUCCUGCGGAUCUUCUGCGAAUUUCAGGCUUGAUUACUCUCUUUGCAGAAAAUAAUGAGCUUUCUGGAAGGAUACCCAACUUUGAUUUCUCUGAUCUUGUGCAGUUCAAUGUCUCUAACAACAAUCUUAGUGGCCCAAUUCCUGAUGUCAAAGGCAGAUUAACUGCAGACAGCUUUGCAGGAAAUCCAGGACUGUGUGGUCCUCCACUCCCAAUUGAAUGUCCACCAUCUGCUUCAACUCCAAAAGACAAGCCAAAAAGCUCAUCGUUGGAUCGUUUUCUGAUCUAUAUAGGCUACAUAAUUCUCGUAGCGAUUGUUGUGGUGUUCCUUGUCUUUAAAUUAGUGGGUAAGAAGAAGUCCAAGUAUGCUGGAGAAUUUGCUUAUGGCAUCUCACUUUUAGCUUCUAAUGGUUAUGAGAAAGCUCUAUUUGCAGAUUCCUAA